CGUGGAUUUUCAUUGAGCAGUCAGAGCUUCCAAAAUAACUGAUUUACUAACGUGUCCGGGCUCUUCCACUAACUUUCUUCAUAUUUAGAAGUCGGGCUACUUAGUUUCUUUUCUUCCCACGUCACCUUUGAACACAAAUUGUGUCACAGCCUUAAUAACAGUGUUUUGUUUUGCAGACGAACUAUUCUGAGUUUUCACGCAGACUCCAGGAUGAGUAAAAACAGCAAAGUUUUGAACCUGAAGGAUAAAAUCAGUGGUAAUGAAAUGGACCUGAGUCUGUGUAACCUCACUGAGGUGCCAGUCAGAGAGCUGGCUUUUUUCACUAAAGCAACAGUGUUGGACCUGUCUUGCAACAACAUUACCUCCCUCCCUCCCGAGUUCUGCAACCUGACCCACCUGGUGAAGGUGGAUCUGAGUAAAAACCAGCUGACCUGUUUGCCAGAUGACCUGGGGAACCUGACCAACCUUCAGCAUCUGGAUCUGUACAACAACAAGCUGACAGUCCUGCCUGUCAGCUUCUCUCAGCUCAGGAGUCUGAAGUGGUUGGAUCUGAAGGAUAACCCGCUGGAGCCCGACUUGGCCAAAGCAGCUGGAGACUGUCUGGAUGAGAAACAGUGCAAGCAGUGUUCCUCAAAGGUUCUGCAGCACAUGAGAGGUCUCCAGGAAGAGGUUGAUCGCGCACGAGAGAAACGCCUUUUAAGGGAAAAGGAGCUGGAGAGGAAGAAGGAGGUGAAGCAGAGGGAGCGAGAGGCCAGAGAGAAGGAGGCUCGUAAACGGGAGAAGGCGGAGGAGAAGGAGAAGAGGAGGAAAGAAUACAACGCUCAGAUGGCGGCCACGGCUGCGCGGGAACAACAGAAGAAGAAGAAUGAGGAGAAGAAGAAAAAGAACGGGCAGACAGCAGCGGAUAAAAAGGUUGUCGAAUCGGCGCCUAAACCUCGACGUUCUCUCAUUGGCCUGAUGUUCAAGCUCCUCCUCCUGCUGCUCCUGGGAUUGGCAGGGGUCGCUGCCGCAUGCCGACUGACCGACCUGCAGAAGGAAGCCGUGUGUGUACCUGUCAAUGCCGCCGUGGAUGACGGCCUGUCCUGGGCCAGAGAGCAGGAGGUUGUGGUCAGACAGCUGGUGUCAAAUCUGUCCUCUGCAGCAAAGGAGUUUCUUGAAUCCACGCAAGCGUCUAAGAAUUAAAGCUAUCGUCUGUCUCCAUCAGCUUCAGGAGCUGCAGGUUUCCUCUCUAACCUGUGAAUACUGGGAUUUCCUUUUAAUAUGCUGAAAUCAUGAAUCUCAUUGAGACGGGCAUUCCUGCAUCCCCUCGCCCUGUUUGUGGUGCUGGGAGGUGGAGUCUGUGCAGAGAAACAAAGGGGGGUGGACAGAAGUGUUAAAAUCAUAAAUUCCUAUGGAAUUGUUGUCGCUCUUGUACCCUCUUUGUACUACAGCCUGUUUUUUUUUUUUUUUUUAAACAUAAACUCGUCUUAAAUGCCUCCCUGUUUGACCAUGUGUUGCACUCGGAUCUCCACCCUGAGCUGGGGUGUGUUUCCGUGCAUCGCAUGGGAGCUCGGGGAAUAUUUAAGCGAUUUGAAGUGAAAUGUACGCUGGCCCUGUCUGUGCUGCUGCUCUGGAGUUUUGAAUCACCUGUUAACUGCCAGCGAGAGUCAUGCAUCAGCCUGUGACAGACGUGGCGGUCUGAGCACGUGCGGUGAAGGCUGCGUGAAUGUAGAGCUCACUCGUCUGUGAACUUCUCCUUUACACUCUUACAUCAGUCAUACCAGCUACAUCUCACAGCUAUUCAACACCGUCAACCAUCCACCGCACGCCAACUGGGACGUGAAAUAUCAAUAUCUUAUAUCACAAAUAAGACUGUAAUAUAGAACAUACAGAAACCUCUAAUCAGACAUGCAUCCAUACUCUUUAUUUUCUCCCUGUGAUAACGAGUCAUUCCUGGUUGUUUUCUCGAGAUCUCGACUUGUUGUUCUCGUUACCUCGCGAUAAGAAAGAUUGUUUUCCCGUUUACAUUAAUUCAUUUCAUAUCCAGGUCACACAGCUUGUUUUUCUGGUGACAAAAGGGAUCAUUUUCUGACCAUGUUAAAGAAUGAAACGAUAAACUGGUCAUUGUGAUAAUCCAGACCGCCAGGUUAAAUUAAGACCGUUUCUCUGUUCUGUCCUUUUUUGCGAUCCUGGGGACACGAGAGAAGUCGAGAUCUCGAGACAAAACAACUGGAAGUGACUCGUCAGAAAUCAAAUACAGGCAUGUCUGCUUAGGGCUUUUUUCAGACUUCAGGCUAACAACUAAGAAGAAGUUGCUGCACAGAUAUGCCAAAGAAAUUUAUUCAUCAUUUAAUUCCUGAUUAAUCGAUUCCCAUAUAUAGGUGCUAAUUACUCCUCUGCCCAUUGGCUAACCAUUAACCGACCUUCAGCUCCUGUUUAUGUUAACAAAAAAAAAAGGCAAAGAAAUGACAUUCGAUUUUAUUUAAAUUAAAGAAUUUAUGUAUUUAUUGUCCUUAAAAAAACAACUGGAAUCACUCGGGCUCUCUAGUACAUCAUUGCACACACUGUAACAAAGGACCAUACUGGUAAUCUGAUGUGUCCACUCCACUAUUCAUCCUGUCUACAUUCCAAGUUUACACCCAUUUCACAUCUCAUUCUGUUGGGCUUCAGACCGUCCGAUUUGAGGUGACUUUCCCUCCACUCAUUGCUUUCUAUUAUUUCUGCAACAUAACCAGAAUCCUCUCGACGCUGAAGAUGUAGAAACAGUCAAUGUGGUUUUUUUUAAUGAGAUGAUACAAUCGCAGAUCUCAGCUUAAAUGUUCACUUAAAUGCCAUUAAUGCAGAAAUGAUUCAACACAAGUAUAUCGUGGACUGUGAUGAAUGGAUGGAUUGUUUGGUCUGUCUGCAAGAUAAGAACAGUUUACAAACACAGCAGUUCACUUAACUAUCCUAUAAAUGCUUUUAUUUUAUGUUUUUUUUUCAGAUACUACAUAUAAAGACAGCGGUAUGGUCCUUCUGAGUGUAACAGUUGCAGCUGUAAAAUCCACUAUAGCUUUGAAUCCCUAAAUUAUCCCGUGUUGUCAAACUGGCCGCCCAGAGUCUACAAUACUUCAUGUGACUGAAGUCAUAGAAAGGCAGACGCUUUAUUUGAAGAUUCCUCCAGUUUAACGUGCUUUUUGAGAUGCAACCGUUUCUUCUUUUGUUCGGGGUUUCUGUGUACAAAAAGCUGCCUUUGCUGCUGUGGUUCUUGUACAGCUCUGUUCAUUCUCAAACACUGUCAGCGUCAAUAAACGGCUAUGCACUUCAA
Labrus mixtus (cuckoo wrasse) is the source of this 3286-nucleotide messenger RNA. RefSeq names its product leucine rich repeat containing 59 (gene lrrc59). The record is from RefSeq and is a predicted model, not a curated record. NCBI's taxonomy places the organism in Eukaryota, Metazoa, Chordata, Actinopteri, Labriformes, Labridae. Bases 211 to 1182 code for a protein of 323 amino acids. Gene Ontology annotation, molecular function: protein binding. The transcript is spliced from 8 exons.